AUGGAGCAGAUUGGCAUUCGGACUCUCACCCUUGCAAACGCGAUGGGUAAAGCCUACGCAACCUUGCACUGGGGUGCCGCCAUCAACGGCGACGAUGUGGAGUUUGUGCUUGGCACAUCGGCCACAGAGAUCCAGGGCGCAGACCAUGGGCCAGACCUUCAGCACCGCGCCGUUGGGCUGUAUCUCUUGGAUUUUGGACAGUGCGAAGCGGUAGACCUGACUCAGGAUCCUGAUGUUGUUUAUCAAGCUUUCAAAGGAGCCAUGGUGACGGGGGAUAAUCAAAGUUUUAUUCCACAUUAUUUAAGGAGCCCGGCACUGUUCGCGACAUUCCGACAGGGAUACAUUGAAGCAGGCAAUGCUAUUCUAUCGGACAAGCAGCUGAAUAACAAGUUCAACAUGGAGGACUUCAUGCCGGAGUAUGAGGAAUACGCCGAGCACUUUCUCUAA
Molecule: messenger RNA, 447 nt
Organism: Penicillium egyptiacum
Lineage: Eukaryota; Fungi; Ascomycota; Eurotiomycetes; Eurotiales; Aspergillaceae
Source: the annotation of a GenBank genome assembly